GUUAAGGAACGACUGAUUUUUCUUGACGAUAACUAAGAAAGCAAAAACGAAAAAUGUCAGGAAAAGGUGUAGGUUAUAUCAGAUUACUAUGGACUAAUUUUAGAACAUCUUUACAGACGAUUGCUAGAACUAAAGAAGUAUUUAUUGGAAAGGAUCAUAUUGGUAAUUUGUAUUAUGAAAAACAUACCGGUACUCGUCAUGCAGAGAAAUUGAAGCGUCCUGCUAGAUAUAUAAAAGAUGUGAACCCUAAGAGUAUAGCUGAGCUUGAAGCACCACUUAUCCCUAAAGAAUGGGAAGCCUGGUUGAGACACAAACGAAAAGAUCCACCAACUGAUAAGGAAUUAGAAGAAAAUUAUGUAUAUUUAUUAAGGACACAAAUGAGAUCUGAAGAACUAGAGGAAAAAUCAUUGAAAAGUGGAGAAUAUAAACAAGAUGAACAAUUUGAUACAAAAGAAAAAUCAACUGAAUUUCCUAGAUACUCAGAUUUAGAAAGAAAGCCUGGUUUAAAGAGGAAUCCAGAUGAAGAUGGUAAAGGAUGACACAGGAUAUUUUAAGCAAUCUGUGCCUUUGUUGAGUGUUAGUUUUUAUAUCUCUCUUUUGGAAUAAAUGCAUAAAAUAUCUAUACCAUAGUCAUUUGCUGAAAUUUUCUCUCUGUUUUGUCAGAUUAGCAUUGAUUGUAACUAUGUUGUGCCUGGUUGAUGUACAAUGUAGACAAUUACUGAAGACAUUAGUUGCAAUUUAUUGGUCUUCUACUCUCUUAAAAUGUUACCGACAUGUAAUUGACAUUUCAGAAUUCUAGUAAAUGUAUAUCCAU
Lottia gigantea (owl limpet) is the source of this 814-nucleotide messenger RNA. RefSeq lists its product as hypothetical. The record is from RefSeq and is a predicted model, not a curated record. Gene Ontology annotation, biological process: mitochondrial respiratory chain complex I assembly. Gene Ontology annotation, cellular component: membrane. The transcript has 6 exons. Lineage: Eukaryota; Metazoa; Mollusca; Gastropoda; Lottiidae. The coding region runs from base 54 to 539 and encodes 161 amino acids.